CGUGCCCAUCGGCUGUAUAAAACACCCGACGGUGGUCGGCUUGCCAUUCUCCAUCACUUGACCAACCGUCAGCAUGAGUCUCACCGCUAAGGACAAGGACGCGGUCAAGGCCUUCUGGUCCAAGGUUUGCGGCCGGGCUGAUGACAUCGGCGACGAAGCUCUCUCCAGGAUGCUGGUGGUGUACCCCCAGACCAAGACCUACUUUUCCCACUGGAAGGACCUGAGGCCCGGCUCCGAGCCAGUGAAGAAGCACGGCAAGACUGUGAUGGGUGGAGUUGGCCAGGCCGUGGAUCUGAUCGACAACCUGACCAAAGGUCUCCUGACCCUCAGCGAGCUGCACGCCUUCACCCUGAGAAUAGACCCGGCCAACUUCAAGAUCCUUUCUCACUGCAUCCUGGUGGUCUUCGCCAUGCAGUUCCCCGACGACUUCAGCCCCGAGGUCCACGUGUCCAUGGACAAGUUCUUGGCCGCCCUGGCUCGCGCCCUGGCCGAGAAGUACAGAUAAAACCUCGGGAGCAUGUUGACCAACAGCGUCACAUGUUUGUCUGGAAACUAAUAAACAAGUGCAUCCA
Synchiropus splendidus (mandarinfish) is the source of this 572-nucleotide messenger RNA. RefSeq names its product hemoglobin subunit alpha-1-like. Bases 74 to 505 code for a protein of 143 amino acids. Gene Ontology annotation, biological process: oxygen transport; hydrogen peroxide catabolic process. The transcript has 3 exons. The record is from RefSeq and is a predicted model, not a curated record. NCBI's taxonomy places the organism in Eukaryota, Metazoa, Chordata, Actinopteri, Syngnathiformes, Callionymidae. Gene Ontology annotation, molecular function: organic acid binding; oxygen binding; haptoglobin binding. Gene Ontology annotation, cellular component: haptoglobin-hemoglobin complex; blood microparticle; hemoglobin complex.